CCACGCUGGCCUGUGCGCUCCUCUUCAUGCUCUGCGGUUGGUAUGUGGUGUGGCAACUGUUUUUGUCUAAGUUCAAGUUCCUGAGAGAGUUGAUAGGAGACACAGGGUCCCAGCAGGGGGAUAAUGAGCCUUCAGAGUCUGAAGCUGAACAGGAGACUCCACCCACUCCACAGAGAGGUAGACCUAAAUCAGCUCGGCAAAGAAGGGCACCAGCAGAAGAAGCAACUUAAAAAGAGCCCUCUGGGAAUUCGUUAGUCAACUAUGGACAGAUCAAACACUUCUGCUACACUGUGUGAUUGGGCAGUUUGGUUUUACUAAAGUAAUGGACUGCAAAAAA
Pelodiscus sinensis (Chinese soft-shelled turtle) is the source of this 337-nucleotide messenger RNA. RefSeq names its product small integral membrane protein 13 (gene SMIM13). NCBI's taxonomy places the organism in Eukaryota, Metazoa, Chordata, Testudines, Trionychidae. The record is from RefSeq and is a predicted model, not a curated record.